GUUCUCCGUCAUACUCUUUCGCUUUUUCUUUUCAAAUUCUUUACAUUUCAAACGGACAUUUUCCAUCUUCUCUCUCUCACUGUUAAUUCUGAUAGGGUUAUAGUCUGUGGCGAUUAGAGUUUAUUUGUCAGAGAUCUACCUCAAAAGGUCAGUGAAUUGAGCCGAUGAGGAUGAAGAUCAAUAAGGCGAGCGAUCUCAGCUCCAUCUCGGUUCUUCCUCCUCACUCAAGGAGAUCAAAUUCUGUAUCAAAUGGGACACAUGCAUCACAACUUCGAUCACAAUCUUCACAACAAUCAUCUCAGGGAUUCUCUCAACAUGGCAUUUUUUCUCAGCUCUCUCAGAGCUCUCUUGACGAGGCUCUCAAUGAUCAGAGAUUUGGUUCCCAAGAGCGAGAGAAACCUGUAAAAAGGGUACUUCCCUUUGCUCCUCCAAUGAGUCAUACACGUGAAGAAAAUCAAAUGCCAAUAACAAGAUCCUCCACCAACACAAUGCGCAAAUGGAAUUCUGCAUCUCUUCCAGAUCAUAGAUGUCAGAUUAGUGAAGAACUUCAGCACCGAAUAGGAUUGAUGGAAACUUCAUUAAAUAAGUUUGGAAUGAUCCUGGAUUCUGUUCAGAGUGAUGUCAUGCAAGUAAACAAAGGGACAAAGGAAGUUUCAUUGGAGACUGAAGGAAUACGGCAAAAGUUGGUGGUUCAAGAUAGUUCUCUACAGCUAAUGCACAAGGGACAAGAAGAUAUCAGAGCUAUCUUUGAAGGGGGCUUCAAGUCUAUAUCUGAACUAGUGAGGAAGGGUACUUAUCAAGACAAGUUACAGGAAAUUUUCUUAGUGCUUUCAGCCUUACCAGAAAAGAUAGAAGCAACCAUUAUAAAAUCACAGAAUGAGCUGUGUAACUCAGUCAUCAAGGAAUUGCAGGCUAUUACUUGCUGCCUAACGGUCACCAACCCAAAGGACCAAGCACCCUCUAUUGUACCACCAAAGGCCACUAGCUGCAUUGCAUCUCCACAAGGAAAGCCACAGCCUUUUAGGAACUCAGCAGUGUCUCCAAAGAUUUGUGCACAAACAACUUUAAAUUCAAAGAUGGGAACAGGAGGCUGGAAUUCAGGAAAAGAGGGAAAAGCUACUUUCACCAAGAUGGCAUCCCACAAGAUGCGCCUACAAAAAGGACCUUCUUCCAUUAAACAGGAAAGAGAACGUAGAGUUGUCAUUGAAUCAGAUGAGGAAAUUGAUGGAGGUUUUUCCUGCUUGCUUGAAGAGACAAAGACAGGACAUUUAGAAAACUAUUGGACGAAAGACAUAGAGGAAGAGACAGAAAGAAUUUUGAGAUAUGCAAGGAGGCGAAAAAGAAAAUGCCGUGAUGUUAUAAUUAUAAAUUGAAGGUGGAAGAUAAAUUGAUCAUUGUAUAACUAUAGAAUUCCUUGGAAUUCCUUGGAAUUGCAACAUGAAAAGUGCAAAUAUUUCGGGUAUGUUCCCCUUUCUAUAACCAACUAAUCUCAUUCAAACAAAAACAACCAACAAAAAAAGGUAAUAUCUCAGAUUCACCGCACCCGCCGACCCCUCUCUCCUUUUCUUUCUUUUAUUUUACUCUUCAAACUUUUUGUAUAAAUGAAACCGACAAAUAGAAAAGGAUAUUGCGUCAACUUUUUAUUUUAAAUGUUUUUUUGGGCUUCCAUGACAAUGGGAGUUGGGACAACUUCGUUAUGUGAGACUGAUACAUUUGGAUUAGCGGGUCAAACAGCAGGGGAUGUGACAGAAAGUGACCACUUUUAAAUGAAGGUGCACCUUAGAAAUUUUUAACGGUAACGCAUACUUUUCAUUUGUGUGUUCCAAUAAUUGAAGACAUGAUUCCAA
This is a messenger RNA of Ziziphus jujuba (common jujube), 1847 nucleotides long. Its product is annotated as putative recombination initiation defects 3. Gene Ontology annotation, cellular component: nucleus. Bases 165 to 1373 code for a protein of 402 amino acids. Gene Ontology annotation, biological process: embryo sac development; chromosome organization involved in meiotic cell cycle; meiotic DNA double-strand break formation. The transcript has 12 exons. The record is from RefSeq and is a predicted model, not a curated record. Lineage: Eukaryota; Viridiplantae; Streptophyta; Magnoliopsida; Rosales; Rhamnaceae.